This is a messenger RNA of Trichobilharzia szidati, 885 nucleotides long. The record is from the annotation of a GenBank genome assembly. Lineage: Eukaryota; Metazoa; Platyhelminthes; Trematoda; Strigeidida; Schistosomatidae.
AUGUGCAUUAAUAAUGCCGCUUAUAAUCAGUUAUUGGUUCACAAAUCGAGAAGUAUCAUGGAAGAAUGUGUCACUGAUAUUCUUUGCAAUGAUGACUGUGUUAUAAUGGUAUGGUCAGGGGAAGUUCAAGAAAACACUAUGCGCAGUUUGCAGACACUUAUUUCUCCACUCGUUCAAAAACUACAAUUUGAAAAUUUAGAAAACUUCACUAGCAGUUCAACUGUCGACAAUCAUCUUCGUGAAUAUGCUUCUGUUGUAUUGUGUGGAUGGCCCAAUCCAUUAAAUGUAAAUGCACUUCCAUUUGAAUUGUUAUCGAAUCUCACAUUUUGUUUGAAACCUGGUGGUCGUCUUGUUGGUCGGGUACUGACUACGGACGUGUGGGAUUCUUUGAGAAAAAACUUGACUCUUUCCGGAUAUAUGGGUCCCCAACAGCUACAUGAUGAAAAAUACCUAAUAUUCAGUGCCUCAGUCCCGUCAGAGUAUACUCGGGGUUCAAGUGUUAAACUUCCAUGGGCUAAUAAUGACGUCGAAUCGGCUUGGGAAGACGUUGACAAAGAAGAUUCUAAUGGUAUCAGUGAGAAUGUCAUAGACACAAAUGCACUGUUGCAGGAAGCAGACUUUGAAGCGCCGGCUGCAUGUGGUAAGGAAGCUGUUACUGACUCAGCGGGUAAAAAGAAACGAGCGUGUAAAAACUGUACAUGUGGUUUGGCUGAGAUUGAAGCACAAGAUGAAGAGAGCGAAGCCCAAAACCCUAAAUCCUCCUGUGGAAAUUGUUAUCUAGGAGAUGCCUUCCGCUGUUCUACAUGUCCGUAUCGUGGACUCCCACCGUUUAAACCAGGAGAGCAGAUAGUCAUACCGGAUGACUUCUUGAAAGCAGAUUUAUGA